GGCGGGGCUAGCCGGCGGCCCCACCCCGCGCAGGUGACCCGCAUGGCUCUGGCCGCGGGGUUGUAGGCGGCCGCGCGGUCCCGGGGCAAUCGGGCUUCCCGCCCCUUGGCCGCCUCCCUAUAUGUGACCUUCCGCGGCCGGCCGGGCAUGGAGCGCCUCGCCGUCCCCCGGCCAUGGAGCAGGCGGAGCCGCGCGUGCUGGACGCGCUCGCCUACCUGGAGUGCUUCCUGGGCCCGCUGUGCUUCGUGCUGCUCAAGCUGUUGGGCUCGCCCUACGGUCGCUAUGCGCCGCAGUGGCCCGGCCUGCGGGUGUCGGCGCGGGUCGCCUGGGUCGUGCAGGAGCUGCCCUCGCUGGCCUGGCCGCUGUACGAGUGCGGCCGCGCGGCCGCGGAGCGCCUGCACCACUGGCCCAGCCGCAUCCUGCUGGCCAUGUUCCUGGUCCACUACAUGCAACGGACCCUGAUCUUCCCGUUUCUGAUCCGAGGAGGGAAGCCAACACCGGUGUAUGCGUGUGCAAUGGCGUUCGUGUUCUGUGCCUACAACGGCUACUUGCAGAGCAGGUACCUGAGCCAGUAUGCAGUCUAUCCCGACGACUGGCUGACAGACCCUCGGUUCCUCUCAGGCUUUGCCCUGUGGUUCCUGGGGCUGCUGAUAAACAUCCAUUCAGACCACAUCCUGAGGAAUCUCCGGCGACCAGGGGAGACGGGAUACAAGAUACCCAGGGGAGGCCUGUUUGAGUUCGUGACCGCCGCCAACUACUUUGGAGAAAUCACGGAGUGGUGCGGCUUCGCCCUGGCCAGCUGGUCCCUGCAAGGCAGCGCCUUUGCCAUGUUCACGUUCUGUGUCCUGCUCACCAGAGCGGAGCAGCAUCACCAGUGGUACCUCGAGAAGUUUGAAGACUACCCGAAGUUCAGAAAAAUUCUGAUCCCCUUCUUGUUCUAAGUGCGUUGCUGACGCUGGAAGCCUCUCAGCUGGAAGCCUCUGAGCGCUUCCUCUGCAGACUGAGGCUGAAUGACUGCUCUGUCGUUGCCCCGCUUCUUCCUUGUCCUCAAGAUAGAGUCUAAGGAGAUUGUUUUGUGUUGUUGUGUUGACCUGUAGGCUGACUGGUUAUGCACUAACCACGCGGCAGUACCAGGGUCACGGUGCGCGCCAGGUCAGGAACGGGGCGCUCUGGGUAAGCGCCGCUGACGGUCCCCUGAUUCGGGGCUCAGCCGUGUGGGCUGUGCUGAGCCGGGAAGGUGCAGGGCCAGGAUGUGCUCUCUGUGGCCUCCGGGUGGCGCUCUCCCUUUCCACUCAGGGUCCACCGCAGGGGUGCCCCUCCCUCACAGAGGUGCCGUCGGACCUGCUGAUCUUUCCUGUGGUCCUCACAGGAGGCCUGGGAGAGCCAGGUGUCGCUUGGCAGUGUUUGCUGCAGGUGCUGUGUGUGGGCAGAGAGUGGGGCAUGGAGGUAGAGGAGGGCCUGCCGGGGCCCAGCCAAGGCAUCUGGCACUUGGACCAGCCCAGCUCAUCAGACAGCCUCGCUGGGCAGGACGGGACAGGUGGCAUGGCAGCCUCUAGGGAGCCAGCUUCUGUGUCCCUGGUGGAGGACUCGGGCCUCUGGUGUGCGUGCGAAGCUGGGGUUCAGGUCCCCACCCCAGCCAUCGGCGUCCUCAACCAUCAUGGGUUCUGUUUCUUCAGCUUGGCUAGAACUGGGAUUUUUCUGAGAAACUUGUUUUUCACGUCUUCCUCGAGAUUGCAAAAUCGAAUCUUGGAACAGUCUUUUCCUUCAAGUGCAAUGGAGAGUCUGCAGAGAUGAAGGGCAGAGAUAAAAUUUACCACUCAGAUAAGGAACGCCACAGCGGGAGCUGGAGGGAGGCCAGGCGUCUGCCAGGCGUCUGGGAUCCUGUGAAAAUCCACUAAACUGGUCUUGACGGUGUCCCCAGGGCCUGUCCCUCGGCAGGGCGGGAGCUGAACGAGAGACAGGGACUUGGGGUUCACUCGGUGACCCACCACUGUGGCCAGAUGAGGAAGCCCACGACACACCCGCAGCUAUGCACCUGCCGUCUGGGCCACAGCCCGCUGCUGCCCCGGUACCUGUCGGCCUCCCUCCCCUGAAUCGCCCACAGGAGCUGCAGGCCCUGGCCCAGUGCCUUCCAGAGUCUCAGGGCUGCCGAAUCCCCCCAGGGAACGCCCCGAGGCAGCUGCUUGGCUUUAACCGAACAUGGCGUUCUUGCAGAGGGAUUUUAUUACGUGAACUCUGGCCCUUGUGCUGACCAAGUAAUUGCUGGCAACCCCAAAACCACAAACCUGUUGGAUCUCCCCAGGACAGCUCAAAAGGCUGGGCCCUGCUGUGGAGAGUGAGCCUGGCUGGAAGAAGAUACGGGAGACCACAGCAGCUCUGGCACUUCUAACUCCGUCCUAAUGACUCAGGUGCAAAACUCGGGAUUGACUCGAGGCUGGGUGCCCAGCUUCCAGCUCCUAGCACAUAUGUGUCAUCACCAUAAAAUAAGAGCCAGGAUCACAGCGAGUGUGCGAUUCACAGGGGGAAAUCCUGUUGCGUCUCAGUCCCAGUGCCGCUCCUGUAAGCUGCAGCAGAUGAAGUUGGGUUCACUGUGGCUUCUAAGAGGCUCAAAAGGUUGCAGAAGAACCAGCCCUUUUGCCCGUCUCCCUCUCAGGCGCAGGUACUUGCAAUGGCUUCAGCCCCGGCCCCGCCUGCCUCCUGCUGUAGCGACAGGUGAUCUCACACAGCUCUGGGCACAGCUGCCCAACGCCCUCCACGCCAUUCUCAUGCAUUUUCAUGACCGUGGUUGUUAGAAGUUUGAUGUCUCGUUUCUUGAGGACACGGAUUUGUCCCGCUAACACAGUAAUUAAUGAGGAUAAACCAAAGCUGGUGAUACUCAUGUGUUUGUCACACCCGGCCAUGCUGCAAAGCUAGUGUUAACGAAUUCCAGCAUUUUUAUGUUCUUAUUCUUAGAAUGUCUAGCCUUGCCAUCAUCAUUUCCAAAUAUCUUUUUUUUUAAAGAUUUAUUUAUUUUAUUUGAAAGAGUUACACAGAGAGAGAAAGAGAGGCAGAGAGAGAGAGGUCUUCCAUCCACUGGUUCACUCCCCCUAUGGCCACAAUGACCAGAGCUGCACCAAUCCGAAGCCAGGAGCUAGGAGCUUCUUCCAGGUCUCCCACGUGGGUGCAGGGGCCCAAGGACUUGGGCCAUCUUCCACUACUUUCCCAGGUCAUAGCAGAGAGCUGGAUUGACAGUGGAGCAGCCGGGACUUGAACCCGUGCCCAUAUGGGAUUCUGGCACUGCAAGUGGCAGCUUUACCUACUACACCACAGCGCUGGCCCCAUUUCCAAACAUCUUAAGUGUGUAUUGUGCCGCGUUUGCAGCUGUUACUUUUGUUGCUGCCUCCUUAAAUGUGCAAGAACUUAGGGAGCAGUAUUGGAUGAUAGACAUGAAGACCAGAAUUCUCGUGUAAUUAACAGGAAUGCCUUUGUUUGAGAUUGCUGUUUUGAGCAUCCUUUUAUAUCCUUACCUGGUUCUUGGUCUGCUUCCUACUUUAACCAUUGGAAUCUUUGCUUUUUAAAAAUUAUCAUUUAUGUCUUCUGAGAUUUUCAGGUUUACUCUGUACAGGUCAGAAAUGGGAAAAGGGGACGUAAAAGAGGUGUAGAGGAGAUAGGAAACUGUAACAGCAUGUCGACUUGCACGUUCCAGGACCGUGAGUUAUUUUCUCCAUUAAGAUGUUCCCGAAGUUUAUUUUUCUUUUUCAUCACACACUGACAUCUGUUGUGAUUUCUUAGAUACUUCCUGGUAGUUGGAUUUCCACCUCUGUCUUGGUUAGCGUGCCUGCUCUAACCUUGGCAGAUGUCUCUGUCUCUUCUGGGCUGGGAAGGAGUGCUGUCAUUUUCAGGGUCAGAGGUCAUGAGUGUCUUAUAAAGAACACUGUUCCCUUCACUUGAAUAACAAGUACGUCCUCACAGUCAAGUCCCCUGGAGUUGUACGUCCAAGGUUUCCUUCAAUCCAGGGAUUUUUAGGUAAAUAAUUUUUGUUUAGAAUGAUGGUUUUUCCUUUUCAUCCAUUUGGGGGUUUACUAUUGUAAUUACUCCUUUUCCCAUUUGUGGAUAUACUGGAGAUUAUUUUGUGAAAUUUCUCCUUUGUAGAUUCUGAGAUUUCUUUUGUAAUCUAAAGAAUGCUAACAUUUUUAACAACAACAAAAGUACUUUUGAAACUCCAUCCCGUCUGUUCUCUCUUAAUUCACACAUUGUUGUGGUCCUCUGCAAUCAUUUUUCUCCCGUGUCUGAUUUUCCUGCCUGGAUAUUUCUAACAGGUUUUGAUUUAUGCUUUAGAUGCUGUGCCUUUGCACAACUUUCCUUGUUACCUGUACCUGUUACCAACGCAAAAGAAUCUCCUUGUUGAAUUACUUGAACUAGUUUAUUAAGAAUAUUGUCACACUGCAUUUUUUGGUUGAUGAAGCCAUUGGAUUUUUCCUUGCCCAUCUCCUUAUUUAAGCUUGUAAACAUCAUUAGUGUUAGUUAUUUGGGCAGAGUGGAAGAAGGGAACAGAUACAACUUUUUCUUAAAAUGUGCUUGAAAGGCAGAGUUAUAGGGAGAGAGAGAGAGAGAUCUUCCUUCCACUGGUUCACUCAUGUACGUCAUUGCAGUGGCCAGAACUGGAGACAGAAACUCCAUCUGCAUCUCCCAUAUGGGUAGCAGGUGCCCAAGCACUCGGGCCAUCUCCCACUGCUUUCCUAGGCACAUUAGCAGGGAGCUGGAUCGGAAGUGGAGCCUCUGAGACUGGAACAGGUGCUCAUAUAGAAUGCCAAUGUCCCAGGCAGCAGCCGAACUUGCUGCAACAAUGUAUUUUUAACACACAUUAUAGCCAAGGCUUAAUAACUCUACUAAAUAAAUAAGUAAAAAGUCCAACAGAAUAAUUGGCAAGAGUAUAAACAAUAAUCAGAUGUUAUCUUUAACAGCAUUAUAAAUGGACUUUGCCAUUUAAUAAGUUAGCUUGCAUUUUUAUUUUAUUAAUCACUACUCAGAAAUGUUCUUUCUCUUAGGAUGUUUUCUGUUUUUAUUGUUUGUGAGCUGCUUCUUUUGCAUUUUUCUAUACUAAUUUGCAAAACCAAGCUCAUUGGAGUCACUUUGCUAGAUGUUGGAAGUGCCCGUGCAAGCUCCCAGGCAGAUUGGAAGAACUGAACCUUCACUCUUCCUCCACCCUUCCCCGCCCCAAGCUCAAAAGUCAAAAUCGCCGUAAGAGACCUGAGGGUGAGCGAGGGUGGGAAAGAGAGGGGUCACCAGGGGAUGCGAGCAUGGCACCCUACUGGCGCGGAAGAUCCAGACCCCAGGGCCGACAAAGGGCAGAAGUGAAGCAGGCACCCAAUGAGGACGUGGGCACACAUUGCAAAUGGCCAUGUCCCCUGCCUUCCCACUCCCCAUGAGAGCACAUGAAGCCCAGGGAGUAGCUCUAGACCCCUUGCUAGGGAAAAGCAAGCCUGCCUGAGGCUAGGGUCUUUGCUAAAACCAGCAGUAAUUACCUGGAGAGGAGCCAAGCACUAGUGUUGGCAUCGCAGGGAAAAAAACGUCUAUGUUUGGUCUUUAGCGAUUGAGCCCUUCAUGGCUCGUUACCUCUGCCUCAUGGUUCAGGGAAGUCUGCAGGGCCAGAUGGCCCCACCCUCACCUCACAGCCCCCCCACUCAGCUUUUCUGGCCCUUUUCUAAGAACACGAACCAAAAUCACUGGAAGAAAAAUCAAUGGCCCUGGAGAAAUCCUCACUCCAGGAACAAAGGGGACCUUGAGAAAGGAAACUGGCUUCAGGAAGACUGGACAUCGACUGGUGUGUGACAGACUGCGGGACGGCACGCACAGAGCAGUGCUGGGCAGCGUGCGGAGGAGUGAGCUGUACGUGCACACAGCGGGGCUUCGGGAAGUUCAUGGAAAUGCGUCUUGUAAAAAAAAUGCAUGGAUUUCAAAAGCUUUUGCACCAAAAUAAACCUGUCUUGUAAUGGCA
Molecule: messenger RNA, 5977 nt
Organism: Oryctolagus cuniculus (rabbit)
Lineage: Eukaryota; Metazoa; Chordata; Mammalia; Lagomorpha; Leporidae
Source: RefSeq, a predicted model, not a curated record